UGAGUCUACCCGCUUGGAAGACGGACGGCUACGCAAGACGAAGGUAGCCGACGGCCCCGCAACAGCUGACAUACAGUAAACAUGGCUGAUUCCCCUGAAGUAAUUAAAGAGAGGGCGGUGCGUAAAGCCGCUAUCAAGAGAGAAUUUAUAAAGCAGAUCACUAAUCCACAUCGCCAUGCAUCUGGUGAAGGCGGUGCACUGUUUGAUCCAGCUGUUCAGAGGUUUAUGUCUAUGAAAGUGACAUUGUAUGAUCAUUUCAAACCUACUGUGAAAACUUCUCUUAUGGGGCUUGGCAUGAUUGUUCUCCCUAUCAUCGGCUAUGGGUACAUGAUGAAAGUUCAGCAUGAUGCUUUUGAUCAAAAGUGCAGAACUGGGCAAAUCCCUUAUGCUGAGCGUAAAUUUAAGUUUAUAUAAGGUAUUGCCAAUUUGAUGUUUUAGAAUAGAUGAAAUUUAUGUAUAGUCGAUGAAUUAACAUAAUUCACAUCCCAUCUGUACAGUUUAUAAAUAAAGUAAAAUUUAC
Molecule: messenger RNA, 520 nt
Organism: Macrobrachium nipponense
Lineage: Eukaryota; Metazoa; Arthropoda; Malacostraca; Decapoda; Palaemonidae
Gene: ND-B15
Product: NADH dehydrogenase [ubiquinone] 1 beta subcomplex subunit 4-like
Exons: 3
Coding region: 82-414 (110 amino acids)
Cellular component (GO): mitochondrion
Source: RefSeq, a predicted model, not a curated record